Ctenopharyngodon idella (grass carp) is the source of this 1152-nucleotide messenger RNA. RefSeq names its product C-type mannose receptor 2-like. Bases 145 to 1152 code for a protein of 335 amino acids. The transcript has 5 exons. Lineage: Eukaryota; Metazoa; Chordata; Actinopteri; Cypriniformes; Xenocyprididae. The record is from RefSeq and is a predicted model, not a curated record.
GAUGUGGACAUCUUUGAUUUUUUUUUUUAAGAGUGAAAUAAACAAAUGAUGUGAUGUACUGAAUGAGAGCAGAUAUAAUCAUCACUUUGUUUAAAGACGGACAGAAACAUCAGACUCAGGACAGAAACACACGACCUCUAAAAAAUGGACCAAACUCUCUAUUUCAUUCUUCUUCUCAUUGCUCUCUGCUCCGUAUCUGAAUGUGUUCAGCGUCAGUAUCACUUUAUAAACGUGAUGAAGAACUGGACUGAAGCUCAGAGAUACUGCAGAGAGAAUUACACAGAUCUGGCCACCGUUGACAACAUGAACGACAUGAACGAGCUGAAGAAGAGUGUGAUUGUUGGAGGUGUCUGGAUUGGGCUGCAGAGGACGGGUGUUGAUAAAUGGCAGUGGUCUUCAGGUGAUUCUGUGCUCUAUCUGAACUGGGCUCCUGGACAACCUGAAGGCACAGAUGAGUGUGCUAUGAUGAGAAAUGGACAGUGGGGAGAUUUGCCAUGCAGUAACAACCUGACUUUCAUCUGCGAUUCAUCUAACAACACGAACAGAGGACUCGUCUUUAUCAAUCAGAUGAUGAAUUGGAGAGACGCUCAGAGUUACUGCAGACAGAAUCACACUGAUCUGGUCAGUGUGAGGAACCAGAAUGAGAAUCAACAGCUUCAGAAGUUCAUCAAUGAUAGUCUCAUAUCUGGUGAUGUCUGGAUCGGUCUGUUCAGAGACUCAUGGCAGUGGUCAGAUCAGAGUAACUCCUCAUUCAGAUACUGGUAUCCUAAUCAACCUAAUAAUAAUAAAGAUAAACUGAUCCUGAUCAAAGAGAAUCUGACGUGGCCUGAAGCUCUGAGAUACUGCAGACAGAAUCAUAUGGAUCUGGUCUCGGUUCAUUCAGAAGAGAUUCAGCGUCGUGUGAUGAAUGUGGUUAAACAGGCGUCUACUGAGGCGGUGUGGUUGGGUUUACACAACUGCUGCAGCCUGAACAUGUGGAUCUGGGUCAGCGGAGACAUCGUGUACUAUCAGAACUGGGCUCCAUGGAACGGAACGACACCGGAAGAGUGCCGCCUCGAGAAGAGAAAAGGAGCAGUUCAGUCUGGAGGAGAUCAGCGCUGGAUCAGCCUUCCUGAAACUCGCAGACUCAACUUCAUCUGCAGCAGAUAUUAA